AUGGAUUAUUUCGAUAAAUUUGAAGAGGUUUCCGUUUGUACAUUCACCUAUAAGUUUCCAGUUAAAAAGAAAAAGCUCCAAAAAUGUUCAAUUCAAGAAUUGCUAACAGAAGAUUCUUAUCCAUUCACUUUCAAUAGGCCUAUGGAUUCGUUGAAUAGGAAGUUUAAAUUUGUACAUUAUGAUCCUACCCCACCUUCAGUUGAAGAUACUAUAGACGCUGAAAAAUUGUUGAGUAAUUCUUAUAGAACUCGUAAUCUGUUUAUCAGGGCAAGAAGUAUAAUGAGCUUGUUGAUAAAAGAGAUUGAAGGAGAUACAAAAAUCUCCACAAUUUCGAAAAUGGUUUCAAAAAUUUGGAGAACAGGCUGUAAAUAUAUUCAAUACUAUUUUCAGUAUGUAUCUUCAUUAGAUGCUGAAUAUCGACUUAUGAAGCAUUGGAAAUACUCUCAUGGACUGGCUGAAUACUAUUCCUUCAUCAAUUGUUUCCAGUCAUACAAAAAGGACGUGCAGAAUUUACAGAAGAUCCCUUUGGCCUCAAAAUUUGAAAUUAGGAAGGAACGGUAUAAGGUGUGUAAAAAGCGAGUAGCUUCUAGAGAAAAUGAGAACGUAACUUUACGUAUCAGUAGUGUUUUAGGAAUUUUGGCUGAAGAUGUAUUUUUGACGCAAGAAGCUCCAAAAAGGUAG
Dujonia railenensis is the source of this 681-nucleotide messenger RNA. The record is from the annotation of a GenBank genome assembly. Lineage: Eukaryota; Fungi; Ascomycota; Pichiomycetes; Serinales; Debaryomycetaceae.